ACUGCGGGGCGGGCUGGUGAGUGACGUUCCUUCUCCGGAGUUGGGGUUUCCGCCCUCCCCCAGGACGCUGGUGCCUCGGAGAACGCCGCGCGUGAGUCCCCUCCAGCGCGCCCGCCCCUCCUGUCACCCCGAGUGAGUGACCCCCGCAAGGCUGCUUCCGAGUUUCAUCAUGACCCCUUGUGGUCUUCUCACCAACUCCGAACAGCCAGUGCCUCUUAAGAGCAUCUCUGUGGAUGUGUCUGUCCAUGAGUUCGUGGCAGAUGUUUCUGCAACCCUGGACUACAAGAAUGAGGAAAAAGAACCCGUGGAAGCAUUCUUUGUCUUUCCUAUGGAUGAAGACUCUGCUGUUUAUAGCUUCCAGGCACAGGUGGAUGGGAAGAGUAUAGUGGCAGAAAUACAAGAGAAGAAGCAGGCCCAGGAGAAUUAUGAGAAUGCUAUCUCCCAAGGCCAGGAAGCCUUCCUUCUGGAGCAGGAUAGCAGCUCUGGUGACAUCUUUAGCUGCAGUAUAGGAAAUUUGCCCCCUGGUCAGAAGGCUGCUGUUACUUUGAGCUAUGUUCAAGAACUAUCCUUGGAGGCAGAUGGGGCUGUUCGCUUUGUCCUACCAGCUGUCUUGAAUCCACGCUAUCUCUUACAAGAGUCAGCUGCGGCAGACAAUAUCACCUCUCAAAUCCCCCGGCUUCCUAGCAAGGAGCUGCCCUACACAUUUAGUGUCAGUGUCAAUGUCUGCUCUCCCCAUGGCAUUGAGAAAGUCCAGUCCAACUGUCCUCUGAGUCCUCUGCGGUAUCUGGAAGAUGACAAGACAGUUGCCCAGAUUUCCUUGGCUGAAGGGCAUAAGUUUGAUCGGGAUGUUGAGAUUCUGGUUUACUACAGAGAGGUGAACACACCCAGUGUUUCUGUGGAGCUGGGCCAGGCUGAUGCUAAACCAGGUUCCCUGAUGGGAGAUCCAGCCGUGAUGGUGAGUUUCUACCCUAGCAUCCCUGAGUCUCAGGAAGAGAGCACUGGUGAAUUUAUCUUCCUCAUGGACCGCUCAGGGAGCAUGUCCUGCCCAAUGCAUAGCCAAGGAGGUGUCCAGUCGCGCAUAGAUAGUGCAAAGGAAACUCUGGUCCUGCUGCUGAAGAGUUUACCCCUUGGCUGUUUUUUCAAUAUCUAUGGAUUUGGAUCAUCCUUUGACUCAUUCUUUCCAGAGAGUGUGGUAUACACACAGCAGUCUAUGGAAGAAGCCGUGCAGAGAGUAAAAACUCUUGCUGCUGACCUGGGAGGAACUGAAAUCUUAGAGCCACUGAAGGACAUUUAUAGAAAAUCCUGCAGGCCAGGCCACCCUCGGCAGCUCUUUGUGUUCACAGAUGGAGAAGUAUGUGAUACAUGGCAGGUCAUUGCUGAAGUUCAGCGCAACAACCAGAAUCACAGAUGUUUCUCUUUUGGAAUUGGAGAAGGGGCUUCCACCAGCCUUAUUAAAGGCAUUGCUCGGGCAGCUGGAGGUACUGCAGAAUUCAUCACAGGCAAGGACAGAAUGCAGCCCAAGGCCCUUCGGUCUCUAAAGCGGGCCCUGCAGCCAGUGGUCCAGGAUGUCUCCCUCACUUGGACUCUCCCCCCUGGGCUGGAGACUACAUUACUCUCUCCAGAUCCUGCUGUCAUCUUCCAGGGUCAGAGGUUAAUUGUCUAUGCCCAGUUGAAAGGCACAAAUGCAUCCAAAGAGGCAGCAGGUGAGGUAUGUCUUCAAUACAAGAUCCAAAGUGAUGGCUUCAGGAACACAGUGCCAUUCUCCCUGAAUCUCAAAGCAGAUGACAAACUUACCAUUCACCGUUUGGCUGCCAAGUCCAUGAUCCAGACCUUUGAAGGAAAUUUAGAGGAUGCUGCAAAAGACAAGAAAAAAGUGGUGGAUAUCAGCCUUCAGUCAGGAGUUGUCUCCUCUCACACAGCUUAUAUUGCUAUCAAUAAGGAGCUCAAUCAACCUAUUCAAGGGCCCCUGACUCAGAGGGACAUCCCAUUAGGAGUUCCUUAUAGUGGGUGUUCACUCUUCCAAUGUGUAGCUGCGUCAGAAGCAUAUUUUUGUCCUAUGCCUUUAUCUGGUACAUCUUCCUUAGAAUUCUGUUCUAGUGGAUUUGCGUUUCAUGAUUGUGAAGAUCACGGUCUCUGUGAAGUUGAUUCUUCCACAGAGAUGUCUUCCAUAGAGGCAUGCUCUACAGAGUCCCCACUUCUGCAGCUGAUUUCCCUGCAAAAGGCAGAUGGCUCCUGGGAACUGGAUGAAGCUCUGGCCUCAGUCCUGGAUGUGAGUGUUCAGAGUGCACUGGCUGCUUUGCCUGAUCAGAAUAAAGAUGUUCCAACCUGGGCAACUAUCUUGGCUGUGCUGUGGAUGCACAAUUUCAGUCAGGACCAAAGAGAAGAAUGGGAACUUCUGGAAAGGAAAGCUGUGGCAUGGAUCCGGGCUCGAUCUGAUUCUUCCCUGGGUGAAUACGUCAAAGCUGCCAAUGCUCUCCUGAAAUCAUCUGUGGAUCCUGCUGUCUUUGGUCUGUGAGAGCAGAAAUGAAAAUGUUUGUCUUUGGCUGCUGAUCCUUAUCCUCUAUGCUGCUAAAAUCUUUCACUGUAUGUGCCUUUCUGAUUCAUUGCCCAUAGAAACUGGUCAAUCAGAUUCUAUUUGGUUCAAUUCAAGUACUUAUUAAAGGCCCUGUUGUGAGUUGGGUAUGUGCUAGGAGCUAAUGCUGUGAAGUCACAAGUAAUAACCUUCUCAUACAAGCACCAUGCAUUCUACUGGGGAAAGCAGCAACUAUACACAUUAGUAUAUUCAAAAGUAUAUGUGAAAUUAAUAAAAUACUAUUUUUUUUGGGGGGGGGAGGAGAACUAGGAAGAAGCAAACAACUAGGGGAAUCAAGAAAGGCCUCUUUCAGUUCUACUAACACUUUAAACCAAAUUAUUCUUUGUUUUUAACUGACAAUUACUCUAGCUUUUCCCCUUGCCCUUUUUAGAUUAUCCCAAAGCAUAUUAAAUAAAGAGAGUUUCCCCCCAUUUUAAUCUAUGUGUAGGUAGAGACAUUAAUUUUGAAGAGAGAAUGAAAAUUUAUGUGAAGAUAGGACAUACUUCUACAAUGACAUGUGUUAUUGUAUAGCAGAACUAGAAUUAUUUGUAUUAGAUGACUUUAAAAAUUCUUCUAAUGCUUUAUCUUCCACAUUCCCUGGGUAAAUCUUGGUGAGCAGAUAAAGACCCCAAACAUAGGGCCCUUGAGGGUGAAGGCAGGCAUUAGGUUUCUCCUUACUCAGUGCCUGGGAAUGGAAUUGGAAAGAGAUACCCAAACUGCACUGGAUCAGCCUGAUUCUGUCUGUAUAGCCUUUAAAUCCUCUAUAUCUACAAGCACUGAUGAGCGCCCCAUGUCACCCAUGUAAGCUAUUGGAGACAGAGAUUUCUCUGUGUAUGUAUGUGCAUUUCUAUGGACUAUUGCCCCUUUGUUUCCUUGCCUUGUUCUUUGCUGAACAGCAAUAAAGGUAAAUCUGGGAUAGAAAUAAACAGCUUCCUCUGUGAUAUGAAGGAAAAUGUGUUUGCAUGUUGGCCCUUAUAUCCCUACUUGCCUUGCUAUGAGUACUUGAGUUUUUCAGUAAAUAUUAUUUUCUGCAAAUAUUCUAAAACAAGAAUAAAAUGAGUUGCCUAUUAUUGAU
Messenger RNA from Sarcophilus harrisii (Tasmanian devil), 3647 nucleotides. RefSeq names its product von Willebrand factor A domain-containing protein 5A-like. The record is from RefSeq and is a predicted model, not a curated record. The transcript has 18 exons. NCBI's taxonomy places the organism in Eukaryota, Metazoa, Chordata, Mammalia, Dasyuromorphia, Dasyuridae. Bases 170 to 2515 code for a protein of 781 amino acids.